GUGAGAGAAAGCUAAGCAAGUCAGGAGGUGGGGGACACUGCUGCACAGACACCCACCACCCUUAAUGUGAAAGGAGCUGCGUUGUGUCAGUGUGUUUGUGCCUGUGCUAGGAAGAGCUUUUGCAGAGUGGCAAGAAAAGUGGAUCAUUUUACGUCUGUUGAUACAAAAUUAGUUUUUCUUUUGGAAGACUCACCUGUGGACAGGUGAAUUGGAAUCAUGGGUUUGGUGUCACUGCUGAUGUUAAUGGUGAUUGGUUGUUGUGGUGGAGCACCACCAACGAGAGAGGUUUACAGAAUGUCACAGAGUGCACUUGAAGCGUUGACUGAUAGAGGAACAGUAGUGAUGGAGGCAGCUCUGUCCCGCGCCUUGUCUGCGAUAGAUGCUGCCAUAUCGGACCGCAGCAAGGCUGAGGCAGGCUGCAGAGGAUGUGUGCCCUGUCUGUUUCAGGACUGUGGACAGCGAAAAGGUGCCUGUGCGUCUUCAGAGACCACCCAAUUGGAGCCGAGCUGUGAGGUGAUCUCUCAUGCUCAGCAGGAAGCUGAUGAAGGUGAGAGGAGCUGGUUGCUAAGUCAGGCCUGUGGCUUCUACAAACGCCGUUGCUCACCUGCUCAGCUGAACAAAGACUCAUGCAUCAGAGUCAUGGGAGAGAGCUGCAGCGCUCGUGUCUUGCAGUGCAGUCUGCUCAACACCAUGCAAAACCUGGAGCCAGCCACACAGACCACAACUCAAGCUGUGUGUGGGCAGCGCUUGUCCGUCAUGCAAAACUUGACACAGCCUCGCUCUCGUAUCAUGGGAGGGUCUCCGGCCCCUCCGGGCAGCUGGCCAUGGCUGGUGAACCUGCGGCUUGAUGGGGCUCUCAUGUGUGGGGGUGUGCUAGUGGACAGCUCUUGGGUUGUCACUGCUGCCCAUUGCUUUGCUGGGAGUCGCAUUGAGAGUUAUUGGACGGCUGUGGUGGGGGAGUUUGAUCUCGCUAAAACUGACCCUGAUGAACAGGUCAUGAAGGUCAAUCGUAUCAUCACUCAUCCGAAGUUUAACCCAAAAACAUUUAAUAACGACAUUGCUCUGGUGGAGCUGAGUUCUCCUGUAAUUCUGUCUGAAUGGGUCACACCUGUCUGUUUGCCCUCCGACCUCGAUCCCCCGGGUGGUACAACCUGUUUGGUGGCUGGCUGGGGCUCACUGUAUGAGGAUGGUCCCUCUGCAGAUGUGGUGAUGGAGGCUAAGGUGCCCCUGCUGUCUCAGACCACCUGUCGCAGUGCGCUUGGGAAGGAACUCCUCACUAACACCAUGUUCUGCGCUGGGUACCUAUCUGGAGGCAUCGACUCAUGCCAGGGUGAUUCUGGUGGGCCGUUGAUCUUCCAGGACCGUUUAUCAGGGCGGUUUCAGCUAUUUGGCAUCACCUCUUGGGGUGAUGGUUGUGGGGAGAAGGGAAAGCCUGGCGUGUAUACACGGGUCACUGCUUUCUCUGACUGGGUCUUGACAGAGAUACAGAAGUCCUUUGGGAGUCGGGAGCCCACGUGUUCUGAGCUGCUUAAGACAACUGAACUGUCUGAGGAACAACAGAUGUCAGAGUUCUGCCACUUCUACACACAGUCCUGCUCUUCAGCCACUGACCCCUCUGCCUGCCAACGAUUGGCUCAGGAAAAAUGCCAAAGCCGAUUUAAUAAGUGCCAGUUACGUUCCUUUCUGCAGACACUUUUGGACUUGCUUCAGAGGGCUGAUGACUACAUCAGAGAUAAAGUCGAUCUGACCUUUUUAACUCAGACUCUUCCUCAGCUGGUGGAGAAUGUCUAUAGUUCUACACAUAUAAAACGACAAUGUAGAAAUGCACCCACAACAGAGCAGGUAGGCCUGCCAGCAAUAUUCCAGCAAGUGGGCCCCCUGGUGGAUGACUGGGAGAGCUACCUCAGAGGCAUUGCUGAAGAUCUGGAUCAACUGAGAGAACUAAAGAACUCAGAGCAGCUGUCUCAGGAGGAACAACUCUUCACACCGGAUGAUGAAAAGGACGAAUCACCUACUCAUCAGCUAGAUGGUGCACUCCGCUCCUCCAUUGCUCUCCUGCAUUCCAAACUGGAAUCACUGCACAUACCUGUCAUACCAGAGUUGGACCACCAACUGUUUCAGAGGGAUUUCACCAUUCCCACCACUGGAAAACCACAGGACAACAGUGCACAUUCUGAGGAGCCUGUACUGUCAGCUGACAUUUGGACUGCUCUGAUACUUAAAGCUCUCAAAGGAAGCACUACAGGAAGUGUCACAAGAGGCCCAGUGAUGACAGCAUCUCUUGAGGAUGCAUACAUGCAUAUAGCAUCCAGAUCUAUGGAACCCUCCGCACAGCCUCUCAAGCUCAGGACCAUGGAUCCUGCAGAGUCACUUCUUGAAAAAAGCUCUGUUUCUUCUCCGAUGCCCCUGCUUCCACAGUCACUCUUCAAAAAGCUCCUUCAGAGGAAAAGGAGAGCCCUGUACAAGAGAAGGAUAAGAAGAGCAAAUGACAAAGUUUGCUCAGGAGUAACUGAAUCUGCUCAUCUGGUCAGCACCACCAAAGAGAUGUACAACUGGAUCCUGGCUGUUCCUCCUAACAACCUUAACAUGAUCUUCCAGGAGGUGUUGGUUGAUCUCAACUCUAAGAAUGAACGUGGUUUGUACCAGUCACGGAUCAAGGCCACUGUUGGCGGGCGACCUUUGACCUUUUACAGCUUGGUGGGUUUGGAAAAUGAAGCAUUUUACCGCAGCAUGCCACGCAUCAUUGCGGUUGCCAUUGAUUCUCUCAAAACGUAAAACACACUCACAGACACUCAUACACAAUGCAGAAACUUGUGUUUACUGUAUGUGUGUGGGUUUAAAACUGCUGAGCACGGGAAGAAACACACACACGCUUCACCUUUUCUUAAAGGGACAGGACUCUUGACAUUCCUUUUGUGGGAUCCUACAAGUAGCAUCGCAUAUUUGGACAUUCGCAAAGGCUUUCCAACAUGGAUCAUUGUCAUUUUGAAUCUUCAACUGAAAUAGCACCACCAACACUGAGCAUUGUUACAUCAAAAAUUCUAUUGUGAUAUCACAUGCUGCUGUGGAAAUGAUUGGACAAUCGCUUUUCUAGAGCUCUGCCUCUCAGAAUGAGGUGCUUCUUUCUGAGGGGGAUGAGGGGUUCCAGUUGACUGGCCUGACAGUCCACCCUGACUUAACUUAUUCUGCAGGGACAGAGGUUGAUCCUCCAGUACAAUCUGCCAACUGUACAGAUAUUAUUUUUGACGUUUGUUACAUAUUUAUUUGUAUUAAGGCUUUGUAUUAGAAAUAUUUUUAUAUAAAAAUCAUGUUUCAUAUCAUUAUGACAAAAAUAAAAAUGAAAUUGAGUCUUUAACUAUAUUUAAAUAAAUGUUGUUGUCAUAUUU
This is a messenger RNA of Myxocyprinus asiaticus (Chinese sucker), 3386 nucleotides long. RefSeq names its product serine protease 56-like. The record is from RefSeq and is a predicted model, not a curated record. Gene Ontology annotation, molecular function: serine-type endopeptidase activity. Lineage: Eukaryota; Metazoa; Chordata; Actinopteri; Cypriniformes; Catostomidae. The transcript has 15 exons. Gene Ontology annotation, biological process: proteolysis. Bases 217 to 2775 code for a protein of 852 amino acids.